AUGCGGUUUUCCAUUGCGGUUCUUGCCUUAUCAGGCGCUGCAUCGGCUCUGCCCGCUCUCAGUGGCGCCGCAGCACGUCAGCUCACUGCUUUAGUCGAUCGAAACAGCGACGUAGUCUCAGCGGCGGACGACUUGAGCCGUCGCAGCUUCAAAGUGGAGGUUAUGCCCGCCAGCGACGGCACGAAUGCGAAGAGGAGGAGCUUGGAGGUUGAAACGAGGCAAACGAAGAGUACGGGGGGCAACGGCAGCCUGAACGCCGAGGCGAUUGGUGACAAUAAGGUCAACCCGACAACGGGUCUGACGGAUUCGGAGGCGGCAGAGAUCGUGACCGGACUCGAUCUCAAGGACAAGAAGGCCCCCGGAUCCCUCAACGCCAAAGGCCAGCGGAAUCCGCUGCCGGGUCUGAGCGCGGACGAGACGGACGCUAUCGUGAAGCAGGGGCAGGCAGCUCUCAAGGAAGCUGGUGCAUGA
Colletotrichum karsti is the source of this 471-nucleotide messenger RNA. RefSeq lists its product as uncharacterized. The record is from RefSeq and is a predicted model, not a curated record. Bases 1 to 471 code for a protein of 156 amino acids. The transcript is spliced from 2 exons. NCBI's taxonomy places the organism in Eukaryota, Fungi, Ascomycota, Sordariomycetes, Glomerellales, Glomerellaceae.